Molecule: messenger RNA, 876 nt
Organism: Culex pipiens pallens (northern house mosquito)
Lineage: Eukaryota; Metazoa; Arthropoda; Insecta; Diptera; Culicidae
Exons: 2
Coding region: 1-876 (291 amino acids)
Biological process (GO): DNA integration
Molecular function (GO): nucleic acid binding
Source: RefSeq, a predicted model, not a curated record
AUGCGCGGAAUCCGGGUGUACGUCCCACCAGAGCUGCGGCGGAACGUGCUCGCGGAGCUGCACUCUACACACUUUGGGGGCACACGCUUGAAGUCGCUCGCCAGAGGAUACGUGUGGUGGGAGCGGAUCGACAAGGACAUCGAGGAGCUGAUCCGGAACUGCGCGGCCUGUCAGGUGACACGGGCCGAUCCUGCGAAAGUGCCUCUACACUGCUGGGAAACGCCUAAGGGACCAUUCGACAGAGUGCACGUGGAUUUCGCUGGACCAUUUAUGGGUACGUACUUCAUCGUAUUUGUUGACGCGUACUCCAAGUGGCCAGAAGUGAAGAUCUUGCGAGACAUCACUACGAGUACGACCAUCCACGCCUGUCGUGAAUUCUUUGCUGCCUACGGGAUACCUGCCGUGCUCGUGAGCGACCACGGAGUGCAAUUCACGUCGGCCGAGUUUCAGCACUUCCUGAAACAAAAUGGAAUCUUCCACAAGAUGGGCACACCGUACCAUCCGGCAACCAACUGUGAGGCAGAGAGAUUCAUCCAAACGUUCAAGGGCAAGAUGAAGGCUCUCAACCUGCGACAAGUCGAAAAUGCACGCGGAACUGUGCAACAUCCUACUCAGUUACCGCAGAUCCGCUCUCGACUUGACCUGGUGGUCCCGAACGCUGCAGUGGUGGAAGAAAAAGCCGAAGUAGCCGUUCGAUCGCUUCCCGAGGGGGCGAGAGUUGCUGCUCGUGACUUCCUGAGCAAGGACAAGUGGAAGUACGGUCACGUUGCUGAAAAGUUGGGCAAACUCCACUACAACAUCAAGCUGGACGAUGGUCGACUCUGGAAUCGACCAGCUGCGAGAAGUCGGAGCGAACCUGCCGUCUGGACGUCCUGA